CUACCUGACCAGGGUGAAAUACUGGUUCUCCCAAGAGACCAAAUAUUGGAGGUGGGCAGCACAGCCACAUUCUGCUGCAUGGUGCCAGACGGGGAAAGUAUUAUAACAAUGUUUCUAUAUGACUACAAAGGCACUAAUGUAACAACUACAAAGAUCAGUGAACAUGUGCACUCCCUGACUGUUCACCUGGACCAAGAAUCAGAAAACUGGAGUGAUGUAAUAUGUGAAACAACCAAAGGAAACAUCAACGGAGCCAGUUUUCAUGCCAGCUACCCUCCUGAUGACAAUGAUCUUAAGUGUGAAACCCGGGAUCUGGAAUCAAUCGAUUGUUUUUGGAACGUAGGAAGGGCAGCAAACGAACAUCCUGCAAUGGAAAGAACAUAUCAGCUCCAAGGAAGCUCAUGCAUCAAUGGACGUUCAGGUAAUUGCUCGCAAAAAGUGACGGUGGAUGCAGUUGAGAAGAACUGGACCUUAACAGCAACUAAUCGGCUGGGAAAGCUCGAGAUCCAUGACAAGGCAAACCUGACCAAAAGAGUUCGCAUGGUCGCUCCAGACAAAGUAGCGGCUUCAACUGUGAACCCCAGAAACAUCAGUCUGAAAUGGAGCUGGACUGUGAAGAAGUACAGUAAUCUCAACAUCACAUGCCAAGUAGAUGUCAGCGAUGGAAACUCUAAUACCAAAACUGAAAACUUUGGAGUUGGCCUCACAGCUGCAGUUAUCAAGGACUUGAUACCACACUGGAACUAUGACGUGAGGGUCCGAUGUGGAACAGCACAGCAUUUCUGGAAAUGGGGUGACUGGAGCAAAAGUGUCAAAAUCUGCACAAAGGGUGAUGUCGCUCUUGGAGCUACCAGCCAGAUUGAAAAGAACCUGAACAUCAGUUCGUACACCUUCAUGGUAAACGCACAAACAGCAGUUUCAUCCAACACCGUUACCUUGAAUCCAUCGACUUACUUGACAGUGCUGACCUUGAUAGCCCUGGGAGCAGUUUUUAUUAUUCUGUCCAUCUGCACAAUCCUCUGCUACAGACACCGGGUGUGGUAAGCAGUGCACAUUUGCCUCUUUUGUCUCCAAAU
Molecule: messenger RNA, 1076 nt
Organism: Neolamprologus brichardi
Lineage: Eukaryota; Metazoa; Chordata; Actinopteri; Cichliformes; Cichlidae
Source: RefSeq, a predicted model, not a curated record